ACCGAGCUCAAGACCACUGAGCCGUUUAUUGGGUUGAGUCGCUGCAGACUGACCGAGCAGCAGUGCAGUGCAGCCGGGCAGACGGUAGCCACGGAGCCGCUGUUCGAGCAAAUGAAGCCAACAUGUCUCCUCUAGUGAUUAUUCGCAACGUAUAAAGCUUGUCGGUGCUGAUUUUACCAAUUUUGUGACGGUACGCGUCGUCGCUUACCCGUUUAUCCUUCCCUCCCCCCUCUACCGCCUCUUGGAACAGCACCUCCCGGAGGCUGAAUGGAAGCCGAGGGAGCGGUCGGGCUGUCGGAGGCCAGGGACGGCAGCCCUCUUUCCGGGGCCGCAUCAUCUGAUGAUGCUGACACGGUCGUCGGGGUUAGCUACGGAAUGGAUGCCGGAGACAUGGAUGCGGCUGCGAGGAAAGCUUUCAUCACGGAGAUGCCGUCUUCCUCAGGCCUUCCCGGUCAGGGGAAGAAAAUCGGCCACAGAGGGGUGGAUGCUUCCGGUGAAACCACUUACAAAAAGACCACAUCGUCUGCCCUGAAAGGAGCCAUCCAACUCGGCAUCGGUUACACGGUGGGCAACCUGAGCUCCAAGCCUGAGAGGGAUGUGUUGAUGCAGGACUUCUACGUGGUGGAGAGCAUCUUCUUCCCCAGCGAAGGGAGCAACCUCACUCCUGCCCAUCACUUCCCAGACUUUCGCUUCAAAACCUACGCGCCUGUGGCCUUUCGCUACUUCCGAGAACUGUUUGGCAUCAGGCCGGAUGACUACUUGUACUCCCUGUGUAACGAGCCACUGAUCGAGCUGUCCAAUCCCGGCGCGAGCGGCUCUGUCUUCUAUCUCACCAAGGACGACGAGUUCAUCAUCAAGACGGUCAUGCACAAGGAGGCGGAGUUCCUCCAGAAGCUGCUGCCGGGCUACUACAUGAACUUGAAUCAAAACCCUCGCACUCUGCUGCCCAAAUUCUUCGGCCUCUACUGCGUCCAGUCGGGCGGCAAGAACAUCCGCGUGGUGGUGAUGAACAACGUGCUGCCCCGCGUCGUGCGCAUGCAUCUCAAAUACGACCUGAAGGGCUCCACCUACAAGAGGCGAGCGUCCAAGAAAGAACGCGAGAAGGCCCGGCCCACGUUCAAAGACCUGGACUUCAUGCAGGACCUGCAGGACGGACUCAUGCUGGACCAGGACACGUACAACGCGCUGGUCAAGACGCUGCAGAGGGACUGUUUGGUGCUGGAAAGCUUCAAGAUCAUGGACUACAGCCUCUUGCUGGGAGUUCACAACAUGGACCAGGCGGAGCGGGAGCGGCAGAUGGAAGGCUCCCAAGGCGACAGCGACGAGAAACGGCCCCUGGCCCAGCAGAAGGCGCUCUAUUCUACCGCCAUGGAGUCCAUCCAAGGCGGGGCCGCCUGCGGGGGGUCCAUUGACACCGAAGACACGAUGGGUGGCAUCCCCGCCGUCAACGGGAAGGGGGAACGACUUCUGCUCUACAUUGGCAUCAUUGACAUCUUGCAGUCGUACAGGUUAAUCAAGAAACUGGAGCACACGUGGAAGGCUUUGGUGCACGACGGGGACACUGUUUCGGUCCACCGGCCUGGAUUCUACGCCGACAGGUUCUUCAAGUUCAUGAGCAGCACCGUUUUCAGAAAGAGCUCCUCUCUGAAGUCAUCUCCGUCCAAGAAGGGCCGCGUGUCACUUACGGUGCCAAAGUGUGGCGGUCCCGGCGCGGCCUGGUCUGCCAGCCAGCUGCCCUCCGAGAGAGACGAGAACAUCUAUGACCUGAGAGGCGCUCGCAGUUUCCCAACGCUGGAAGACGAAGGACGAGCUGAUCUUCCCUGCACGCCUCCAUCGUUUGAGGAGGCCACCACGGCGUCCAUCGCCACCACCCUCUCCUCCACCACCUCUCUGUCCAUCCCUGAAAGAUCUCCCUGUGACACCGCCGAGCACCCGCGCUACAGGAGGCACACUCAGUCUCUCAGCCACGAUGGAAGGACCCAGGAGGAGCUGCGUGUGCGCGAGGAGGACCAGCAGACCAUCACAGUGGAGGUGGAAUUAAAGAGACACGACAGUGAGCCCACCAUCUCCAUUCCGCAGCCUUCGCCUGAAACCAGCAGCGAGGCUCAAGAGGCUGCCGCUGCACCUUCCACUUCUUCUCCAGCCCCCGAAGCCUCCUCCUCGCCCGCCGCCGUCGCACCUGUUUCUGCCGAGGCAUCCGGGGCCACUCCGUCCAGUCCGAAGCCGGUGGCGGCGGCGGCGGCGGAAACAGCAAGCCACGCGUCGGGCUCGGGGUGCACCAGCCAGGCUUCGGUGGAUGACGAGGACGACGUCCCGGUCACGGACAUCUACUUUCCUCCAGAGGACAAGACCUGGGUUUACUCUCCGCUACACUAUGGCUCAGAGUCUAAGGCCCUGCCAGAUGGGGAUUGGGAAAGAGAGACAUAAACCCCGUCUUGUGACUGAAAGGCAUGAAGUGGAUCGUCCGGACAAAGCCCAAAACCUCCUUCCUCAACGGUCGAAUUGCAAUCUUUUUGUCUCAAGAGGAGAGAGAACUCAACAGACUGGCGUAGCAGAGAGAGGUCCCCGCCAUUUACAUAUGAUACGUGUGUUUCCGUGUGGCAUAGUACAAGUAUGCUCGUGCGUUAUAUGUUUUUGACGUGACACACACACACAUGUCUUAUUCCACAGAAACAUCUCAUGGGCUCGUCUUCAGUUGCCCCGAGGUGGCUACGUGGUUGCCAUUGUCGAUUGUGUAUAAAAGACAUGCCAUUAGCCUUUUAUAUGGUCACAUAGUGAUCCUCUAGGUCAGGCGUCACCAACUCUGGUACUCGAUGGCCCCUAUGUUGUAUGUUUUAAAUGUUUCCCUCCUCCGAAAUACCCGAGUCUAAUGAUCAGCUCAUUAGAAGCCUGAUAACAAUCCGGAUCGUCUGAAUCAGGUGCGAUGGAGAGGGUAAAUAUCUACCCUAAAUAAAGUCAGGGAGGAAUAAAAAAAAUUAAUAAUAAUGAUCUUCAUCAGUUUUCUUCAGCGACAUGAAAUUGGUUGGACAUGUCACUCAACAACAGGACAAACCAAAAAGUCUCAAGGAUCCAUGUACAACAUUUUUCAGGCAGUCAGCAAUUUCUAACUCGGUAAUGCCCUUGGAAAGGUUAGGGGGGGAAAAAAAUAAUCAUUAUCAUAAAACAACCCCCGACACUACUUUCAUCAGUUGACACUACAUUGGUUGGACAUGUCUGUCAUAACAGAACACAGAAAAAGGUCUCAAGGACCCAUGCCCAAAUUGAAUAGAAAGUCUGCCAUUUUGGUUUGAUGCAGACAGUUUGUGUCAACUCCGCAGCUCAUAUUUGGACAAAUUCUUCCUCUGGAAUUUGCCCAAAGGAGCCCCAAUUGGAAGCUUCUUUUCAUAAGACAAAUAGGCGAUGCAAAAUGACAACGCUUUUUGCAUAUGCUCUCCACUAUGGGGUGAUUCUGGUGUCAAAAUUUUGAUGAGCAUUUUGACUAUUUUCCAUCAUAAAGGGGUUUUUCGCAGCUUGAAGUGUUGUUAUUGCCAACAAAUUGGAUACUCUUCAUGUUCAGUAUUCUCCAUUGACAUCGUCCAUGCUGAGUGACUCAUUUUACUUUAUUUUAGUUUGAUUUGCCAGUGCAGUACCUGACAGCAAAUACUCAAAUGUUACUAAGAACUGUAGCAUGAAUAAAAUUGAUUGAGACUUAUUUAAAAAAAAAAAAAAAGUUUUAUGAUGGUGAGAGUUUGACUUGGAAACAGAUUAUUUCAUUAUUUCCAGUAGGAAAAUCGAUAGAAAGAUUGUGAUAAAUAUCGGUGGUUUGGUUGUAUUUUAACGGACCCUCACAAAUGUUCACCUGUCAUUUAUUUUUGUUAUGUUUUUAUGUGCAACAGACGCCCACGCAUUGCUCGCGAUGUCUAUUCAAUCUACCGUCAUCACAGAUGCAAAGCAUAGCAGCAAUAUUUUGUGCAGUCCUCGCCUCCUUUUCCUUUCAGAUUGCCUUAUUAGAUGAUUUUGAUCUUGGAUCUUUCACUCACGAUGUCCUAUUUAUUUUUCUUUUCCCAUCAUUGUGCUCCUGAGAACGUGUACAUAAUUUUAAAAAAAAGAAAAAAUAUAUAUAUAGAGAGAAAGAUAUACAGAUAUAUUUUCCAUCGGAAAUGGAGAAUGUUAUUUUUCUUUGGUUUUAUUUUUGCUGCUUGGCCGAGAGACGAUUGCAAUCUGUGUCGUUUGCUGAGUCAUGUUCUUCAAAACCGAGAAGGAGCUGCAUGCAGCUGUUGGGUGGAUUUUACUGUACAUGCAAACCAGUAGGGAUUCUUCCAACUUGUUCAACAUGUGUUUUGUGUGUGUGUUGUGUGUGUGUCAUCCAAUAGGAAGAGUCCUUUACAGAGACAGCAUGGU
Messenger RNA from Hippocampus comes (tiger tail seahorse), 4380 nucleotides. It is a transcript of the gene pip5k1ca, whose product is annotated as phosphatidylinositol-4-phosphate 5-kinase, type I, gamma a. Gene Ontology annotation, biological process: phosphatidylinositol phosphate biosynthetic process. Gene Ontology annotation, cellular component: plasma membrane. The record is from RefSeq and is a predicted model, not a curated record. Gene Ontology annotation, molecular function: 1-phosphatidylinositol-4-phosphate 5-kinase activity. The transcript is spliced from 18 exons. Lineage: Eukaryota; Metazoa; Chordata; Actinopteri; Syngnathiformes; Syngnathidae. The coding region runs from base 268 to 2427 and encodes 719 amino acids.